This is a messenger RNA of Parascedosporium putredinis, 996 nucleotides long. Lineage: Eukaryota; Fungi; Ascomycota; Sordariomycetes; Microascales; Microascaceae. The record is from the annotation of a GenBank genome assembly.
AUGCGCUUCGCCAAGGGCUUCUUGUCGGCGGCGCUCCUCGUUGCGGGAGCGCUAGCCGCGAAGAAGUCGUCUGAGGAACGCUUCAACGAUUUCCAAGCCAAGCAGCUGGUCUCUACGCCCGUGAAGCUCUCCGAUGUGACAUACCAGUCUCUCACCACCGCUCCCCGCGAUUACAGUGUCACGGUUCUCCUGACUGCCAUGGACGCGCGGUACGGGUGUCAGCUCUGCCGUGACUUCCAACCGGAAUGGGAACUGCUCGCCAAGAGCUGGGUCAAGGGAGAUAAGAAGGCCGAAUCACGCAUGGCGUUCGCGACUCUCGACUUUGCAAACGGCAGAGAUACCUUCCUCUCGCUUGGUCUGCAAACCGCACCAGUGCUCCUUCACUUCCGACCUACGAGUGGGCCCCAUGCGGUCGCCGCCCCUGAACCCGUUCGAUAUGACUUUACCAGCGGGUAUACCCCCAAAGCCGAACAGGUUCGUUCCUGGCUGGUCCGCCAUACUCCUGACCGCCCCCACCCCGAAAUCUCGAGACCGAUCAACUGGGUUCGUUGGAUUGUCAGCGUGACCGCUGUGCUGGGCAUCGUGACGUUUGCCGUUACCGCCGCUCCCUACAUCUUGCCUGUGUUCCAGAACCGCAACAUCUGGGCCGCGAUCAGCAUCAUUACUAUCCUUCUCUUUACCAGCGGACACAUGUUUAACCAUAUCCGAGGUGUCCCAUACCUCGGACAAGAUAACCGCGGAGGUGUAGUCUAUUUCACGGGAGGCUUCCAGUCCCAGGUCGGCAUUGAAACUCAGCUUGUGGCUACCAUGUACGGAAUGAUGGCAUUCUGCGCCAUCUCCCUGGCCGCCAAGGUCCCUAGAAUGGACAAUCCUCGUGCCCAGCAGGUAGCUGUCAUCAUCUGGGGAGGUAUCCUACUACUCACGUCGAGCUUCUUCCUCAACAUUUUCCGAAUCAAGAAUGCCGGCUACCCGUUUUCCCUCCCACCUUUCAUGUAA